This is a messenger RNA of Salvelinus fontinalis (brook trout), 5023 nucleotides long. Its product is annotated as zinc finger protein 23-like. Lineage: Eukaryota; Metazoa; Chordata; Actinopteri; Salmoniformes; Salmonidae. The coding region runs from base 354 to 1694 and encodes 446 amino acids. Gene Ontology annotation, biological process: regulation of transcription by RNA polymerase II. Gene Ontology annotation, molecular function: RNA polymerase II cis-regulatory region sequence-specific DNA binding; DNA-binding transcription factor activity, RNA polymerase II-specific. The transcript is spliced from 4 exons. The record is from RefSeq and is a predicted model, not a curated record.
GACGGGAGGAUUCUUCAACAGCGACAAAAGGCUUCUGAUUCACCAACCGCGGUGGUUUGCUAGCGAACAUAAAACCGAACCAUUUAAGAUCUUUAGACCAUUAUUGUGUAUAUUAAUCUUAGUGUUUUAGAACAUCAUUAUGUUUACGUAUCUACUUGUUCAUUUAAACUCAAUUUGCUUAUUACAUUAGCAAAUGUGUUACAUUGGUACUGCGCUAGGCUAAUCUCCCUGAGCAUUUUUUAUUUGUAUUUAUUUCACCUUUAUUUAACCUAGUAGAGUAGUUGAGAACAAAUUCUCAUUUACAACUGCGACCUGGCAUGAGCUUACUAAACUAGACGGAGAAAGAAGCUCUGAUGAAAGGAGAGGAAGAAGCUUUCAGGAUGAAAAAGGAGGAAGAGGAGGCGAUCACAUUGAAAGAAGAAGAGGAUGAUAUUACAGUGAAAGAGGAAGAUGGGAAAGAGGUUGUCAGAGUGGAAAAAGAGGUAGAAGCUUUCGGAAUCAAAAAGGAGGAAGAUGCCAUAACAUUGAAAGAAGAGGAAGAACCUUUUAGAGUAAAAGAGGAAGAGGAGGCUAUCUCAAUAAAAGAGGAGGAAGACGUUUUGGGAGUGAAAAAGGAGGCGACUGAAGAUCCGAUUACCACCAGAGAGAGACAUGACUAUUGUCAAUCCUCUGGGGAGCCUCAACAACAUCCUGAUGCUGAGGAGGCAGAGAAGAGUCUCUCCAGAUCAGAACACCAGAUGGACAACGCUAGCCCUUCCUCCCUCCCGGAGUCCCCGUGUCAUGCCUCUCCCGGUAGCGCAGUACUGCUGGGUAUGAAGAGGUUGUCUGUGCUGCUGGUGGACUGCAGGAAAACAACGGGGCUGAGUGGAACUGUGAGAGGAGGAGAAGAGAAGAAAGGAUCAGAUUUGACACAUCAAAGAGAAAGACCAGACUCAGAGGAACAGGAGCCAGGGACGUUCAAACCAACAAGAAGACACCAGUGUUCCCACUGUGUAAAGUGGUUUAACAAGUUAGGGAACCUGAAACAACAUGAGAGAAUACACACCGGGGAGAAGCCUUACCAUUGCUCCCAAUGUGGAAUGAGUUUCAACCAGCCGGGGGAGCUGAAAUGGCAUGAGAGAAUACACACAGGGGAGAAGCCUUACCAUUGCUCCCAGUGUGGAAAGGAUUUCAACCGGCCGGGGGUUCUGAAACAGCAUGAGAGAAUACACACAGGGGAGAAGCCUAACCACUGCUCCCAGUGUGGGAAGAGUUUUAGCAAUUUAGGGAGCCUGAAAAGACAUGAGAGAAUACACACAGGGGAGAAGCCUUACCAUUGCUCCCAGUGUGGAAGGAGUUUUGGCCAUAAAGGAAACCUGAAAAAACAUGAGCGAAUGCACACAUGGGAGAAGCCUUACCACUGCCCCCAGUGUGGAAAGUGUUUCAACCGGCCGGGGGAUCUGGAACGGCAUGAGAGAAUACACACAGGGGAGAAGCCUUACCAUUGCUCCCAAUGUGGAAAGGGUUUCAACCGGCCGGGGGAUCUGGAACGGCAUGAGAGAAUACACACAGGGGAGAAGCCUUACCACUGCUCCCAGUGUGGAAAGCAUUUUAACCAGAAAGGACACCUGAACAAACAUGAGAGAAUACACACAGGGAGAAGCCUUACCACUGCUCCCAAUGUGGAUGGAGUUUCAACCAUCCGGGGGAGCUGAAACGGCAUGAGAGAAUACACACAGGGGACUUGCUGUCUUAUAUUGUUGACUGAUAAUGAUUACCUGUUUUUACCAUAUGAUCUUGAAUUGUACAAAGUAUACUAAAACAUAUAUUUGUAUGUUUUUAUUAGAAAACAUGAAUUGAAUAUGGAGUAUGUCAGUUUGAAUAUAGAGUAGGUCAGAUUCCAUGUGUUUAAAUGGUCCUUUUUUAACCUGUCUAGGAUGAGGGUGCCGCUAGCGGAACUCCCCCCCCACCCCCACUGAAAAACCAGUGCCGCGAAAUUCAAAACAUUUUUUUUUUUUUAAAUAUUUAACUUUCACACAUUAAAGUCCAAUACAGCUAAUGAAAGACACAGAUCUUGUGAAUCCAGCCAACAUGUCCGAUUUUUAAAAUGUUUUACAGGGAAGACACAAUAUGUAAAGAUGUAAAUCUAUCUACCUUAUUUGUCCACCAACACCAGUAGCUAUCACCAAUUCGGCUAAACUAAGAUAUUUAUAGCCCCUAACCAAGAAAAAAACUCAUCAGAUGACAGUCUAACAUAUUUAUGGUAUGGGAUAGGUUUUGUUAGAAAAAUGUGCAUAUUUCAGGUAGAUGGCACAGGUUACAAUUGCACCCACCGUCACAAAUGGACUAGAAUAACUACAUAGAGCAACGUGUUUACCUACUUACUAAUCAUCAAACAUUUCGUAAAAAUACACAGCAUACACUAAUCGAAAGACACAGAUCCUGUGAAUACAGACAAUAUUUCAGAUUUUCUAAGUGUCUUACAACGAAAACACAAUAAAUCGUUAUAUUAGCAUAGCACAGGUGCAAACAUUACCCCAGCAUUAAUUCUAGCCAAAGUGAGUGAUAACGUAAACAUCGCCAAAAUAUAUUAUUUUUUUCACUAACCUUCUCAGAAUUCUUCAGAUGACACCCCUGUAACAUCACAUUACAACAUGCAUAUAGUUUGUUCGAAAAUGUGCAUAUUUAGCCACCAAAAUCAUGGUUAGACAAUGGGGAAAGUAUCCCAGCUGGUGAGAAAAUGUCCGUGCGCCAUAUUAGACAGUGAUCUACUCGUAUACAUAAAUACUCAUAAACGUGACUAAAAAAUAUAGGGUGGACAUCGAUUGAUAGACAAUUUAAUUCUUAAUACAAUCGCGGAAUUACAUUUUUUAAAUUAUCCUUACUUUUCAAUACAGUUUGCGCCAAGCGAAGCUACGUCAAAAAACAUGGCGUCCUAAGCCACUAACAUUUUUCGACAGAAACACGAUUUAUCAUAAUACAAAUUUCCUACUUUGAGCUGUUCUUCCAUCAGUAUCUUGGGCAAAGGAUCCUUUCUUGGGUCUAAUCGUCUUUUGGUGGAAAGCUGUCCUCUUGCCAUGUGGAAAUGCCAACUGCGUUCAGCAUGAACUGGAAGCGUGCCCAGCGAUUCACAGCGUUUCAGAAAUAAAUGUCCCAAAAUCGCACUAAACGGAUAUAAAUUGCUAUAAAACGCUUUAAAUGAACUACCUUAUGAUGUUUUUAACUCCUAUAACGAGUCUUAACAUGACCGGAGAAAGAUUACUCCCAACACUAAUGCUUGGAACAGGUGCGGGUCGGUGUCCUCCAGGCGCAUGACGCAGCUCCAAAAGAGUGACUAGCUACAGGGUUUUUUAAAUUAUAGUGCCUGUGAACGCGCAAUCGACCCCAUUCAAAUCGUCAUCACGUAAAGGCAUCCAGGGGAAGAUGUAAGCAGUGUCCGUAUACUCAUAGGAAUAACAUUGGCUUUAAAACUGACUCCAGAACAGUGGCCAAAAUUUCUGAAAUCUGACUCCAUGUCAGGGAAAUUGCUGUAGAAUGGGUUCUGUUCCACUUAGAGACAAAAUUCCAACUCCUAUAGAAACUAUAGACUGUUUUCUAUCCAAUAAUAAUAAUAAUAUGCAUAUUGUACGAUCAAGAAUUUUGUAGGAAGCCGUUUCAAAAAUUACACGAUUAGCAUAAAUAGUGACAACAGCGCCCCCAGCCUCAACAGGUUAAACUCUGUGUUUGUGUGUAUCUGGGUGUCUUUCCUCCAGCACCACAGAUAUAAAGUGAUAUUUGGAUGUGAUGCAUUUGUUCCGUUGUUUUCAUUUGCAAUGUUGGCCCACUGAUGAUUUAAUUAAAUGAAAAUGUUCACAGACUCUGUAUUGCAAAAUGUUAAUUGUAUGUGUCCACAUAUCUGAGUAUGUGACUUGUGGUGGAUGAAUCAGAAUUAGUUGGGUAACAUAGAUAAUUAAGAUUUCUUAUCUGCAUAAUAUGCUCAUGUGAUAUACUUGUUAUUAGAUUGUAUCCCUUCGGACUCUGGUGUUGGCAGUUGCACUUCUUCCCUCAGCUGGGGCUCAGUCACCUGGGGCCCAGAGAGGGGAGAGGUCAGGCUUGUCUUUCACAUGUCCCUGGUGCUAUGCAGAAUAUCAGGAAGGGAAGAGGACAGGAGGGAACAUUGUCUUCAUAUGUGAAUGUAUCUGUUAAACUAUGUGAAGGGAUGGUGUGAGUAAUGGGGAACCAAUUACUGGUUUCCACAAUGUCUGUGCGCAAGUCACUGCCUCCUUUGGCAUUGGGGGGAGGUGUAUGGCAGUGUCUGGAACCAUUGUAUGGCCUCUCCGAUGUUGCACUUAUCCUGGGAUAGUGUAUGACCUAGAGGCUCACUCCCCUCUGUGAGCUUGUCCAGGAGUGGGGUCAAGAAGGGGUUUUACUUGAGAUGGGAGUAUUUAGAGUUGACAAUUGAGUUAUGCCAUUGGAUGAGUUGGUGUUUUUGUGCUAUGAAGUACCAGGAACGAGAUUAGUACAUCGUCUUAGGGACCAAACUGAAUGAUAAAUUAUAGCGAAUGCUAUCUGGCUUCGGGAUACUCCUUUGUCAUUAUAAAGUCUCACUUUGUAAACUGUUCCUAAUAUCUGUGGUUUAUGUUGACUAGGGGGUGGAUCUUUGCUAUAAAAGAUCUCAGUAGCCAUUGUGUUGCCACUCUCAAUGGUUCAUUAGAAAUAGUGAAUUGUUGAAAGACAUUGCAAAGAUCUUAUUAUUAAAGAUGUAGUUUAAGUAUAACUCUGAUUGGUGUGUGAAGUUUGUCUCUCCUCAUUUGGUAAUACAGAAAUUAACCACCACAGACUAACCUUGUGAAACUGACCUAUUAUAAUCUCCUGUUCCUGGGAGUAUCAUCCUGUGUUGCAAACCAGCUGCACCUGCGUCCUUGUAUGAAUACAGUCCCUCCCAGGAACAGGAAACUAUAAAGAUAUGUGCUCAUCACCCAAUGCUUCAGGAAUUCAGACUGUCUACACUGCGCUGUGUAACUGUUAUUCUCUCUGAGCUCAAAAAUAAAGAAUCUUGGUUUGA